CCAGACGAUCUUCGGGCAAGACGGAGCGUCAACUGGAGGGAUCGUGUUUGGCGGCCGAGCAAACAUGGCAGCUGACUCAGCCGGCCCCUGGUCGUCGCCAUCCCGGAUCAGGCAACCCUGGAGAAUUAAUCCAGCAAUCCAUCAAUCACAACAAUAAGAAGCAUUGACCCAUCCAUCUUCUCUCCCCCUUCCAGGCUUCCACGUCCUGAAUCUCCCCACCCCCCCAUUGGCCUCUCCAGCUCCCCUCACCCGGCCAAUUUCCCUCCGGACGGCUCGUCAUCAUGCGUUGCGUUAGCUUUGCCGUCGCCCUGCUGGCCCUUUUUGCCGGCCUCUACAGCUACCUGAACGCGCGGCUGGAGCAGUUCUACAUCUUCGACCCCUCCCACCUGCAUGACCUGUCGCAGCGGGCUAUUGCUGCUCACGGCAAUGACACCCGCUCCGUGGUCAAUUUCAUCGUCUCCGAGCUAGAGGACAAGGUCUCAGCCACGCACCUGAACAAGGAGGAAGAAUGGGUCUUCAACAACGCCGGUGGUGCCAUGGGCGCCAUGUAUAUUAUUCAUGCUAGUGCGUAUCCUCUGAGAGAUCUAAAUUUAACCUUUAUCUCGAGGGCUAACUUUCGUUCAACAGGCAUCACGGAAUACCUGAUCAUUUUCGGCACCGCCAUUGGCACCGAGGGCCACACCGGCCGUCACACGGCCGACGACUACUUCAACAUUCUGCAGGGCACCCAGCUGGCGUACGUGCCCGGUUCCUAUGAGCCCGAGGUCUACCCCCAGGGUAGCGUGCACCACCUCCGUCGCGGCGAGGUCAAGCAGUACAAGAUGGAGGAGUCGUGCUUCGCUCUGGAAUACGCCCGUGGCUGGAUCCCCCCGAUGCUCUUCUUCGGCUACGCGGAUACCUUCUCCAGCACGCUGGACUUCCCGACCCUGUGGGCGACCUCGAGAAUCACCGGCCGCGAGAUGAUCUCCAACGCGCUCAAGGGUAAGAUGUAAACGAUAGACGGAUGGAAUAGACGGGUAUAUGUACACUACUAUCUCAUGUUCGAUGUGUUAUUAGAUUGACGACGUGGUUGCUCCGAUAGAAUUACACUAAUUAAUCCUGCCCUUGUUAUCCCUUCUGCCUGUUUAUUUUUCUCCCUCCGA
Messenger RNA from Aspergillus ibericus CBS 121593, 1142 nucleotides. RefSeq names its product C-8 sterol isomerase ERG2 (gene erg2). The transcript is spliced from 2 exons. Bases 282 to 992 code for a protein of 236 amino acids. Gene Ontology annotation, cellular component: endoplasmic reticulum. The record is from RefSeq and is a predicted model, not a curated record. Gene Ontology annotation, biological process: ergosterol biosynthetic process. NCBI's taxonomy places the organism in Eukaryota, Fungi, Ascomycota, Eurotiomycetes, Eurotiales, Aspergillaceae.